UAUUAGAGCCCAAGCCUUUUUCAAGCAAUAUUCAAGGAGAGCUCUAAUGGCUUUUAACCUCAUGCUUGCAUUUGUUGCCAUCAUCAUCAGUGCUCUUCGAACAAUUGCUGUGCCAGCAGAAUAUGUUGUUGGUGAUGAAAAGGGUUGGGCUCCUGGAGUAAAUUAUAUGGCCUGGGCCGAGGGCAAGGAAUUCAGAGUUGGUGAUACACUUGUUUUUGAGUACAAUCUGGGAGAUCACAAUGUCAUUGAAGUUAGCAGGGAAGAAUUCAAAGCAUGCAAUGUAUCCAGAACACGUACUGCUCUAACAUCUGGUCAUGAUGCGAUCACCCUUACAGCUGGUGGAAAGAAAUGGUAUCUGUGUGGAAAGGAAAAUCACUGUAAUUUGGGGCAGAAGCUUGUUGUCACCAUCCUUCCAAGCAUCACUGUCCAACCAGCACAGAGCCCUAAUCCUUCAACCCCUCCAGCAUCUGGCUUGUCAAAAAAGAUCUCAAGCAGGUACAAACUCCUGAUGGUUGUGGUUGCUGCAAUGAUUAUGCUCUGA
This is a messenger RNA of Phoenix dactylifera (date palm), 541 nucleotides long. Lineage: Eukaryota; Viridiplantae; Streptophyta; Magnoliopsida; Arecales; Arecaceae. The record is from RefSeq and is a predicted model, not a curated record.